UGAAAGGCCUUCCGUUCUGCGCCCGGAAGCCGCCGGCUCUCGCGAGACUAGGAGCAAACCGGGCGGGAUCUCGGCCUUUUCCUGGAGGAGACCGCGGCCAAGAUGGCGGAAGUGGAACAGAAGAAGAAGCGUACCUUCCGGAAGUUCACCUAUCGGGGUGUGGACCUGGACCAGCUCCUUGACAUGUCCUACGAGCAGCUGAUGCAGCUGUACAGCGCCCGCCAGCGCCGGCGGCUGAACCGCGGCCUGCGCCGCAAGCAGCACUCCCUCCUCAAGCGGCUGCGCAAGGCCAAGAAAGAAGCCCUGCCCAUGGAGAAGCCGGAGGUGGUCAAGACCCACCUGCGGGACAUGAUUAUCCUUCCAGAAAUGGUGGGCAGCAUGGUUGGCGUGUACAAUGGGAAGACCUUCAACCAGGUGGAAAUCAAGCCUGAAAUGAUUGGCCACUAUUUGGGAGAGUUCUCCAUCACUUACAAGCCCGUUAAGCACGGCCGACCUGGAAUCGGGGCCACCCACUCUUCUCGGUUCAUUCCUCUGAAGUAAGGGGACUUGGGAAGAGUUGUGUCUCGUGUAAAUAAAAGGGUUUCCCAACAA
Molecule: messenger RNA, 591 nt
Organism: Podarcis raffonei (Aeolian wall lizard)
Lineage: Eukaryota; Metazoa; Chordata; Lepidosauria; Squamata; Lacertidae
Gene: RPS15
Product: ribosomal protein S15
Exons: 4
Coding region: 103-540 (145 amino acids)
Biological process (GO): translation; ribosomal small subunit assembly
Cellular component (GO): cytosolic small ribosomal subunit; ribosome
Molecular function (GO): structural constituent of ribosome; RNA binding
Source: RefSeq, a predicted model, not a curated record